Pungitius pungitius (ninespine stickleback) is the source of this 2950-nucleotide messenger RNA. Its product is annotated as FYVE, RhoGEF and PH domain-containing protein 4-like. The transcript is spliced from 15 exons. The coding region runs from base 58 to 2712 and encodes 884 amino acids. Lineage: Eukaryota; Metazoa; Chordata; Actinopteri; Perciformes; Gasterosteidae. The record is from RefSeq and is a predicted model, not a curated record. Gene Ontology annotation, biological process: filopodium assembly; cytoskeleton organization. Gene Ontology annotation, molecular function: guanyl-nucleotide exchange factor activity; metal ion binding. Gene Ontology annotation, cellular component: cytoplasm.
UGCGCGUGUUUGAAAGGAGCAGCGGGCUGCAGGUGGGCGUGAAGCGUCUUUGUCACAAUGUUCGACGUGAAGAAGAGGAAUAGUUUGACUCUGAACGGCGGCGCGGAGACGGAGGACCUCAGGAGAGGCCCUGUCAGAAGGACGUUCAGAGGCGCUGCGGGGGACUGCCUCGUUUCAGACACAGUGCUUCCAAAACGAAAAAAAAGGAUAAGUGGUUGUGGAGUUUCUGUUUCCUGCGUAGAGGAUGGUCUGGGCUCCCCCAGGCCAAUCGGAGAAGUGUCCCCGGCGCACAUCAGCCCUGCCACACGUACUCGGGGGAUUCCACAUACGACAAGCUGUCCUCAUUUAGGAUCUCCCAGUCCAGGCAAGAGAGGCAUUCAGACCUGUAGCCCAUCUAAAGAAGGAGGGCACAGUCCUGCUAAAUUGUCCCUGAAGAACCACAGCCCUCUCAGUGGAUUACUGCGGACGCCCAGCCCUUUGAAGGUGAGCGUCAGGAGCUACAGCCCAGGCAAGAACUCCAAAUCCUGGUCGGGACUACACAGGAUCUCAAGCAGCAAGUUGGAAAGACGAGAGAAGGAAUCUUUGAGCGUGCCUGAGUUGGUCGUUUACUUUGAUGACAGCAGGAUUUCCACUAAAAAAGUUGAACGCCCUCCUCUGAAACCACUGCAAUCCCCAAACGGCUCCAGGUCAGCCCCCUCCAUCGUAGUACCAGUUGCCCAUAGACUAAGCCAUGCCAAAAGCAAAGUCCAACAAUCAAGCAACAGCCAAGAGCGUUUCCCUGGACAAAUGGAUGAAAUAGUGCAGGCUGGAGUUCGCAAAUCAUUAAAUGGAGAAAAUAUGAAUGAUAACAUGGAAGAAGGCAGGAGUGAGGCUACUAGAACUAAAGAGGCUAGCAAGGUUCAGGAGUCUAAAGAUGAACACAACAACAACAACGAUGAGGAUGAGAUGGAAGAGGAGAGACGAGAAAACCACCCAAAAGAUGAAGAGGACAAAAAGCAGAAACUGUACAAUAUCGCCAAUGAACUCCUACAGACGGAGAGGGCCUACGUGGCUCGUCUCCACCUGCUCGACCAGGUGUUCUGCUCCCGCUUAACGGAGGAGGCGGGUCGAGGCUCGUUUCCUCAUGACGUGAUAAGAAAUAUCUUCGCCAACAUUUCCUCCAUCUACUCCUUCCACAGCCAGUUCCUGCUACCUGACCUGGAAAACUGCAUCAGCCAGUGGGGUGAGAGCCCACGCCUGGGUGGUGUCCUGCUUCAACACGCACCCUUCCUGAGGAUCUACGCCGACUACAUCUUGAACUUCGAACAGGCCAUGGAGCUGCUGAGGACCUGGAGUGAACGCUCCUCUGUCUUCAGAGAUAUCAUCCAGGACAUACAGAGUCAGGAGGUGUGUGGCAGCCUGACCCUGCAGCACCACAUGCUGGAACCAGUCCAGCGGGUCCCCCGUUAUGAGAUGCUGCUCGGGGAUUACCUGAAGAGACUUCCCAGUGACAGCCCUGAUUAUGAUCUUUCUCACAAAUCCUUGCAGAUCAUUUCCAUGGCAGCCACCCACUCAAACAGUGCCCUCCACAAAGCCGAGCGUCGGAAGCGGCUGCUGGAGAUCUACGAGAUGGUUGGAGAGGAGGAGGUGGUCAACCCGACUAACGAGUUCCUGAGGGAAGGUCGUCUGCUCAAGCUUGCUGCCAGGAACACAUCCGCCAUGGAGAGGCACUUAUUCCUGUUCAACAAUUUUCUGCUGUGCUGCACUCCCAAGUUCAGCCUGGUCGGGCAGCGUUUUACCGUCCGCUGCAGGAUCGGCGUGGAUGGCAUGCAGGUGCAGCAGACUACCAAUGAAGACCACCUGCACAGCUUUCAGGUCUCGGGGAAGGAGAGGACCCUUGAACUGCAGGCCAGCUCCGAACAAGACCGGGAUGAGUGGAUUAAGGUAAUUAAGGAAGCGAUUGAUGUGUUCCUGAAGAAACAUGAAACCUUCAAAUUGGCUUGUAAGGAACCAGAUGUUGAAGAAUCCGCGGCGGAACUCGGCCGACGUGCCCCUCGCUGGAUCAGGGACAACGAGGUGACCGUGUGUAUGAAAUGCGAGGAACCUUUCAACCCCAUCACCAGGAGAAGACAUCACUGCAGAGCCUGCGGCUGCGUGGUGUGCUGGAAGUGUUCCGACAACAAAGUGGCUUUAGAGUAUGACGGCAACAAGCUGAACAAAGUUUGUACAUCCUGCUUCGCUGUACUAAUGGAUCAGACAGGGGAGAGGAUGGAGGGACAGAAGAGAAGGGUACUGGAGGCGGCCAACGGCUGCAGUGACUGCGCAAUGAGGGGCUUCCUGCGGUAUGGUGACAACCCAAAGACGUGGCAGCAGAUGUGGGCUCUUGUCCCCUGGUCGGACCCUGCGGUCCUCCAUCUUUACACAACUCCACAGGAUUUAAUGCCCAUAUCCAGUAUACCACUGCUGGGCUGCAGUGUGGAGGAUUCCCCCCAGGAGCUCCAGGGCCAGCCUUGUUUCCGUUUAAGACGAUCCCAAACAUCCCACACUUUCUCCUGUGACAACUUGGACCUCAAACAAAGCUGGCUGACUGCCCUGAACGUUGCUGUGAUGCGCAGGCAGUGUGGCAUCCCCUCCAAUGGCUCCAGGUGGAGCAUUACUGGUUGUUUCAGUGAUGGAGACGAGUGUACUGGUGAGGAAUUUCUCAUUAUUGGCGACAAUGAAAAUAAGUCCUGAAUGUUUGAGGUCAGGCACUACGGAAAGGACAUCAACAACUGAUCAAUCUCCAUCGACAUUAAAGAUCGUAGCGUAGAAAUAAACUAUUAAUGAAAUGAAUCAACUCAACAAGUUCCAUAAAGGAUUGGAAAGGUUGUUAUUAACAAUAUUCAGACUGAAAACGUGUUUCCCUUUACAGUGGCGAUGCACUUUAUUUCUGAAAUGGUUUUACGGUAAAAUAAAUAAAGCAAGCAACGGU